AUGCGUUCAACGCUUCACUUGCUAUCCAUCUGCGUGUUCUGUACUCUCCUGGCAAAAGAGACAACGGGCACUCGCAUGCUGAAAUUCACCAAUGUCAAGUGCAUGGAUCUGCCCACGAACAACGGUUUCACCAAAUACGAGUUUUGCCGCCUAAAGGUUGUUGGCCGAAACUAUGUUGAGCUCUCACUGAAAUGUAGUCUCCUGAACCUGCCUAUCACGAAUCUGACGACCCGACUGCAGCUAUUCCAGCGACGGGAUGGGUAUCGGCCGUUCCUCUACAAUGUCUACUUUGACUUUUGUAAGCUGUUAAGCAACAUGGAUAGAGUAUUCUCACUGGAGAGUUAUAUCUUCGGUGCUGUACGUAAGUACAGUAAUUUCAAUCAGACCUGUCCCUGGACCCAGAAUUAUAUGUCCGUUGACAAAUUUGCCCUGAACUUUACCACGAUCAGUCUACCAGUGCCAACUGGCUAUUAUCGGUUUGAUUUCACUUUCUAUAGCUAUGGAGUACCCCGCACCUUGACGCAGGUGUAUUUCGAAAAACUCGAAUAAUUUCUAUGUACCCUAUGGAUUUUAAUAUUGUUGCCCAAAUUCCCACUUUUUGUUUGACCUUAUACACAUGCACUUUAAUUAAUAUUAUUAAAAUAUUUUAAAUUUUUCAUGCAAA
This is a messenger RNA of Scaptodrosophila lebanonensis, 664 nucleotides long. RefSeq lists its product as uncharacterized. Lineage: Eukaryota; Metazoa; Arthropoda; Insecta; Diptera; Drosophilidae. The transcript has 3 exons. The record is from RefSeq and is a predicted model, not a curated record. The coding region runs from base 1 to 549 and encodes 182 amino acids.